This is a messenger RNA of Salarias fasciatus (jewelled blenny), 1756 nucleotides long. It is a transcript of the gene polr2m, whose product is annotated as RNA polymerase II subunit M. Bases 224 to 1267 code for a protein of 347 amino acids. The record is from RefSeq and is a predicted model, not a curated record. Gene Ontology annotation, biological process: intracellular signal transduction; transcription elongation by RNA polymerase II. Gene Ontology annotation, cellular component: intracellular anatomical structure; nucleus. NCBI's taxonomy places the organism in Eukaryota, Metazoa, Chordata, Actinopteri, Blenniiformes, Blenniidae. Gene Ontology annotation, molecular function: transcription elongation factor activity. The transcript is spliced from 4 exons.
CUCAUCCCACUUUGAACCGUUUCCUGUGUUGACGCGCUGAAAGUGUCUCUGCUCCACUUUCACGAGGCUGUUCUGUCAGCGAACGACACACCGGAUGAACCGGAGCUGAGCGUUUUAUGCUUUUACACUAUUUUUGAAACGUAAUUCGUUGCGUUUGUGGGAGAUAAAUGAGUGGAAACAGCGUAGUUAGCUGUGGUUAGCUAAGUGUGGUUAGCUAAGUGUGAUGUCCUCGCCGUGGACGGAGGUCCAGGGACAGGUAGGGGACCUGAGACAGCAGAGCAGACAGGAGCUCCAGGAGCUGCUGCUCCGGCAGGAGAAGAUCCUCUCCAACAGGAGGCUAUUGCAGACACUUCCUGACAAAGGGAAAAAGAUAAAAGAAUUUGCAGAGAAAGUUCGUCUUGCCAUUGAACAGCAUGAUGAAGAGGAGAGGAGACAGAGCCUGGUGUCUGAUGCCAGGGCAGAGUUUCAGUCCAAGUAUCAGCAGGCUUUCACUGCUCAGAAACGUGCCGUCUCCACCGUACCUGCUGCCUCACACCACAACCAGCAAAGUGAAGCCUCUGCUGUGUCAGCUUAUACGAAGGAAACAAACAUUUUGGACAGGCAAAGGGACCAGUCUUUCUCCACACCAGCUGCCAUUAAAACCAUGGAGACGGCUCCUGCUGGGGCCUCUCUGAACUCUGGUUUGACAAAAGAGGGUGCCCUUGUCGAGGCCUUGGAGAGGGUCACUCUGUCUGAAACUGGUUCUGGUUUAAGUAUUGAGCCCAAAGAGCCAUUAAACCGAUUGGACAGUGACAAUUACUUUGCCAGCAAUAAGACACCAAAGAAGCCUCACAUUGUAGCCGUACUGGAAAAAACUGAACAGUCUUCAGCUCCCAGGAAGCAAAAAUUCAAACCAAAUCAGCUCCUCCAGAGAAAUGAUAUCUCUCCAUCAGGAUCCUCGUCACCCAGUCACCCCUCUGAAGCUUCGUCGCCGCUCUCUGCUCAGGCGAGACGGGAGCGUGACCGAAAACACCUGGAUGAUAUCACAGCAGCCAGACUCCCUCCUCUCCACCACAACCCGGCUCAGCUUCUGACUCUGGAGGAGUCCGCCGUCCUACUGAAGGAACAAACCAAGAAGCAGCAGGAGCUGCAGGCCAAGCUGGCAGCCCAGAAACUGUCUGAGGGACUGAAGAUCUCUAUGGGGAGCUACACUCCUGACGGUGGCCCCAUGGCUGCCUACAGAGAAGUUCACGACGAAGGAGCCCAGCUCUCCUCAGACGAGGACUGAUCCUGGAAGGCCAGCUGGGGAAGCCAGUGUGACCUUGGCCCUGAGGAAAAGAGGCUUUGGACCUUGCGAUCAGCACCCAUCAAACAGGAUUUUCCCUCCAAGGGCAAGAAUUGUUCGGAGAGGAAAAGGCUUUUUUUGCGUGGUGUGAAGGAAUAGCUGGUAUCCCAGACCCAGCUCAGGACACUGAAUGGCAGGUUGAGAAACAAGCUUAACUUUAUUGUCGUUCAGUUUGUAUCGGGUUCAGAUGUGUUGGUGUCCUGCUGGAAUAAUAAUAGAACCUUAAAUACUAAAAAUGCAGAAUGUGUCACGAGGGAAGUGUUUUUCUUCAGUGAUCUGAAGCUGAUGGCAUGCUGUACACCGAGCGUUUUUCAGCUUGGUAAUGAUCUGCACUGUUUACAGGUUUUUCUACAAAAAGACACGAACAUGCAAACCUGUUAGUUUUCAGUAUUAACUGAUGUAUAACAGAACUUAAUAAACACAGCUUCUUUC